Durio zibethinus is the source of this 1202-nucleotide messenger RNA. RefSeq names its product Haloacid dehalogenase-like hydrolase (HAD) superfamily protein. Gene Ontology annotation, molecular function: phosphatase activity. NCBI's taxonomy places the organism in Eukaryota, Viridiplantae, Streptophyta, Magnoliopsida, Malvales, Malvaceae. The record is from RefSeq and is a predicted model, not a curated record.
CCGAACCAAAUUAAACCCCGUCCUUCUCCUCCUUUUAACAUAUCGGGACUUUUCCUCCUUUGUUUUUCUCUGGCUGAUGAUUUUUUUCGAUCGUCCGAUCAUAAGCCAGAGCCCUGAAAUGGUUUCCAAGAUUAUCAAGAGAACUCCGCCACGAUCCAUCAAACGCCACAGUCUUAACCACCAUCGGAGUAAGACUUCUCCGACGAAAACGAAUGCUUCGUUCUCCGUCAUUGCCUCCCUUAACAAGUCCAUCAAGACUUGCCGUCGCCGCCUUGCCAGGCUCUUCUCAAAGUUAGCCCACGUAGCUACUCCUUCAACCACCAAGCGCCGCCACAAGGGCUACAAAAUCCUUAAACAAGAAGAACUUGAUGAAUUCGAAAGCAAUUUCGUUGUUCCUCGGGCUCUCGUAUUCGACCAAUGCUUGCUUCCACCGCUGAUUUGUGAGUCUAAAAAAACUAUCUUUCUUGAUCUAGACGAGACGCUGGUGCAUUCAAGCCCUGAUCCACCUCCCAAAAUGUAUGAUUUUGUAGUAAGGCCGAGUAUUGACGGCCAAAUUAUGAAUUUUUACGUGUUGAAAAGACCUGGUGUCGAUUUCUUCUUGGAAGAAAUUAGCAAGAAAUACGAGGUUGUGGUGUUCACCGCGGGGCUUAAGCAAUAUGCUUCACAGGUUUUGGAUAAGCUUGAUCCUAAGGGGUUCAUAUCGUAUCGGUUUUAUCGGGAUUCGUGCAAGGAAGUGGGAGGGAAGUUUGUCAAGGACUUGUCUGAAAUGGGGAGGGAUUUGGGGAAAGUUGUGAUAGUUGAUGAUAACCCAAAUGCUUACUCUUUGCAGCCUGAGAAUGCUGUCCCCAUACGGCCGUUUGUGGAGGAUGGUAGGGAUAGAGAGCUGGAGAAGCUGGUGAAAUUCUUUGAGUGGUGUGAACGGCUUGAGGAUAUGAGAGCGGCGGUCAAGCAGUAUUUUAGUGGUAGCAACGGUGGCAGCAGUGUUGUUGCGGAUGAUUACGGCUUUGUGCAGUUGAAGCAAUGACACUUGCUUUGUUUUUUCUUUCUUGGGGGUUAUUUGGGUUGUUCAAUUUGUUCUUUUCUGAUUUGUGUUCUGAACAAUAGAUUUUUUGAUAUUAAGAAAAUGCAUUUUGUUUAGAUCAAAUUCCAAUUCCUUGUUCCUCUGCUUUUUUUUUUUUUCUUUCACUUAUUUAAUUUAAGGA